AUGUUGCCACGCACCCGUGUGGCCAACCGUCUUAUCCGACCUUCAACGUUUGUGCCUCGCCGCCAUAUGCGCAUUGUACCUGUUCCCGUCCGUGAGGACAACUAUGCCUACAUUUUAAUGUCUACGCCAGCCCAGGGUAACUCCCAGGCUGUGUUUGUAGACCCCUAUGAUGUGAAGUCCGUGCACAAAGUGGCGAAAGAUCUGGGCCUACCUGACGAUGCGGUUGUCGGCUGUAUUGCGACACACAAGCACUUUGAUCAUGCCGGUGGGAAUGAAGACUUUGCUCAAACAUUCCCAGGGCGGCCUAUAUGGGGUGGGUCACGAGAGGUUUCGCAAGUGACACACAUUGUGAAGCAUGGCGACAAGUUCACUCUGUUUGACCAAGCCCCCGUUCAUGUUACAGCCUAUUCCACACCAUGCCACACACGCGAAAGCACUUGUUUCUUUGUCGAAGAUGAACGUUCACAGGAGGAGCUUGCCCGUACGGGACAUGGUAUUAAGGAGGGCCACGAGGGUGAGAAGAAGCGCGGCGUUUUUACAGGGUGUGUACCUAUUUCAUUGACAACUAGUGAUACACUCUUCAUUUCAGGCUGCGGACGAUUCUUUGAAGGGGAUGCAAGUGACAUGCACCACGCCUUAAACGAGGUGAUUGCUGCUCUUCCCUCCGACACACUUGUAUACUGCGGGCAUGAAUAUACGGCAUCGAACGCUAAGUUCAGUGCUAAGCUGCUGCCCCACCGGCCAGCCAUCCAGUCUCUCUUGUCCGAUUUGUGGGGUCGUCGCAACAAUGGCGUUACGACGGGUAUUUAUACAUUGGCCGAAGAGCGCGCUCAUAAUCCAUUCAUGCUAGUCCACGAUGACGAGGUGCAAAGGGUCUCGGGAAGCACCAAUCCCAUUGAGACCAUGGCAUUCCUUCGUUCCGCCAAAAACCGUGGCUAUGUGUGA
Molecule: messenger RNA, 945 nt
Organism: Malassezia sympodialis ATCC 42132
Lineage: Eukaryota; Fungi; Basidiomycota; Malasseziomycetes; Malasseziales; Malasseziaceae
Exons: 2
Coding region: 1-945 (314 amino acids)
Molecular function (GO): hydroxyacylglutathione hydrolase activity
Source: RefSeq, a predicted model, not a curated record